CGGGCAGCUCCAAAUCUAAACAAACGUAAAAAAAAGUUAUUGAAAACAUCGCAGUUCGAUUGCAAAAAUGUCUCAAGCGCCAGAAUCCAACUCCAAGCAGAACUGCACGGAGAAAAAUUCCCAUUACGAAACGCUUAAUGUUGCACCAGAUGCGUCACAGGAACAAAUCCGCCAGGCGUAUCAGGCCCUGGCACUUAAAUACCAUCCGGACAAAAAUCCAUUGGAAUCCGACCAAUUCUUUCGAAUCAACGAAGCAUGGAAGGUGCUGCAGGAUCGGGAAAGUCGUCGGAUUUAUGAUGCUGAACGGAUGUUAGAUUCCUGUCGGGAGGAUUACUUCAUAAAUGAAACUCUUAAAAGAAGAGAUUUUCAACUAGAUGUCGUUGAGGAUGCUCGCUGGUAUGGAUGUCGCUGUGGUGGCAGAUAUUUGCUGCCCGAAGAGUUAGCUCCAGCCGAAACGUGUUACAUAGCUUGCGACGAAUGUUCGUUGGUGGUUCAAGUUGAUCCCUGAUGAAAAUGGAUAAAAUUAUAAAAUCAUUUUUAUGAAUAAAUAUUU
Messenger RNA from Uranotaenia lowii, 553 nucleotides. RefSeq names its product dnaJ homolog subfamily C member 24-like. NCBI's taxonomy places the organism in Eukaryota, Metazoa, Arthropoda, Insecta, Diptera, Culicidae. Bases 68 to 508 code for a protein of 146 amino acids. The transcript has a single exon. Gene Ontology annotation, biological process: positive regulation of ATP-dependent activity. The record is from RefSeq and is a predicted model, not a curated record. Gene Ontology annotation, molecular function: ferrous iron binding; ATPase activator activity.